This is a messenger RNA of Lottia gigantea (owl limpet), 1498 nucleotides long. RefSeq lists its product as hypothetical. Lineage: Eukaryota; Metazoa; Mollusca; Gastropoda; Lottiidae. The transcript has 2 exons. Bases 7 to 894 code for a protein of 295 amino acids. Gene Ontology annotation, molecular function: phosphoric diester hydrolase activity. Gene Ontology annotation, biological process: lipid metabolic process. The record is from RefSeq and is a predicted model, not a curated record.
AAUUGGAUGGGUGAAAUUCCAGUCAAUUUACAUGAAACUCCAUUAAACCAAUUAGCAAUUCCAGGUUCACAUGAUUCAGCAUCUUUUGAAUUUGAUAAAAAUGGUGGAGUUGGGCCAGAUGCUGCUCAGAUUGUCAAACAACUAGAAAAGUUAUUUGGUCCAUUUAUUAAAGAUGUAUUAUAUCGCUGGGCUAAAACACAGAAUAUGAAUUUUACCCAACAAUUAACGGCUGGCAUCCGUUACUUUGAUUUUCGUGUAUCUACGAGACAGGGUUAUCAAGAUCUUUAUUUUCUUCACAGUUUAUAUGCCGAUAAAGUAGAGAAAGGACUUCAUGAUAUUGAUAUAUUUCUUGAUUCCCAUCCUAAAGAAAUAGUUAUACUUGAUUUUAACCACUUGUAUGCCAUGGGAGCAUUUCAACAUAAACAGCUAAUUUCAAUGAUACUGGAAAUAUUUGGGUACAAAGUAUGUCCAUUAGUAGAUAUGAAUAGUUUAAAUCUGAAUAUGAUGUGGGAAAAUAAACUUCAGGUAAUUGUUAUAUAUCACGACCCAGUAGCUUUAGAAAAUCAUAUGAUAUGGCCAGGAAGUUGUAUUCGAGCCCCAUGGGCUAACACUGUUGAUGUUCAAUACUUAUUACAAUAUUUAGAUAAUGUGUACACUUCAGGACAUAGUAAUAAUAUCUUUCUGUCCUAUCAAGGAAUAUUAACAGCUAGUACUAAGUUUGUGAUAGAACAUAUAUUAGGUAGUUUAGAGAAAGAGUUAUCUGAUAAAGCCACACCAGCCAUUGUGCAAUGGUUAGCUGAUAAACAGAUAGGACCAAACAAUCUUAAUAUAUGUAUUACUGAUGUCACAGAUCAGUAUGAUUUUAUAUCUACUAUUAUCAGUAAAAAUAAGUAGUCUAUCAAAGUUGAUAGAAUAUAAAGUGUUUGACUUGAUGCAAAAAGUUGUGCUCAGACUAACUCUCAACAUUUCCAAUCUGGAUUUGGCUAUGCAAUUAUUGCAAGAUACAGCUUUUAAUGUCAAUUGAAUCAAAAACUACUGGUAUCUCUGAAUAAGAGAGUAUUAAACCUAAAAAUAACUGAAACAUAUUUCUCUCAAUAGUCAUUCCAAACCAUACUGUACUUUUAUAGGCCCACAUUGGAGUGUAUAUGGUGUCACCAAUGUCCAUCCGUCCACAAUUACUUAUAUAUACUUUAAAAGGAUCAAUUCUCCACAGAUUUUGAUGAAAUUUUUUGGAAAUAGGAAUUCUUUUAUUUCUAUGAUCUUUUGUAAUUGAGUUUAGCUACUGAUUUGCUUGGAGAUUUUUUAAGAAAAGCCUAACCUCUAUAUGUCAAGGAGUUAAAAGGCAUUGUUAGUGCACCCUUGUUUGUAUACUGUGGUAUUGCUCAAGAUGUGCGAUAAUUGAUAUUUCAUCUAUUUGUUUUAUUUUCUAUAUAACUUAUACAGUUGUUAUUAUAAAACUAUUUUGGCGUCUGCCAUCAAUAAAAUUGUCUAUUAAAAC